Molecule: messenger RNA, 1688 nt
Organism: Punctularia strigosozonata HHB-11173 SS5
Lineage: Eukaryota; Fungi; Basidiomycota; Agaricomycetes; Corticiales; Punctulariaceae
Exons: 9
Coding region: 443-1489 (348 amino acids)
Source: RefSeq, a predicted model, not a curated record
CCGCCCUCAUCUCCUCAUCUGAUCCGUGAUUCUGCGUUCGACAAGCCACGAUGAUGAUUCUCCUUAAUCGAGGAUGCAGAACGAUGCCGCUGUGCCAAUUCAGUUCAUGACAUCGCUAACGGCAUCCCAUCAAUGCAGUUUGAUCUUCAUCCCAGGUUCGAUGACCAUCGUUGAGAAAUGGGCGGCCCCAAGGAGGCCCAUUUUGCGCCGUUUCGUCUCGUUCGCAACUCCUUCCGUUCUUUCUCGCUUUCGUUGUCAUUCUUUCCGGCCUUCAUUUUUCCACUGACCGGCCGCGAGUUAUACCUUAGCUGGUUCUAAUACUUUUCCUGCAUCGCAUCUUGGACGCCAUCACGCCAGACGACCUCUCUAUCCUUGUGCCAAAUUACAGGCACCUAGUCUCCGCCGACUCGAAAGCGAGAAGAUAGCUGUUCUCACUUCCACGAUGUCGACGCCAACGCUCUCCUCGGCAUCGGACGUUUUCCUCAUCAACCAGGAUGCGGCAUUCGCCACUCGAUACCUGACUCUUAUUGGCCUCGCGCUGCUCUUUCAAGAUCACGUCCUUUCGUUCAGAGACGAAGUUCGACUGAUUUGGAGAGCCUCCGCGUCUUUCGCCAAGUAUGCAUUUCUGGUAAAUCGCUAUCUUGUACUCGGCUGCCUAGUGGCAGUGGCAGUUGAGCUGUGUGGGUUCUCUGGAGUACAAUGGUCGGAUCGCGCAUGCCAACAGUUUCUGUUCGCGGUUUCGACACUUGCAAUAUGUUCGAUCGGUCUGGCCAACUUGCUUGUUCUCAUGCGAGUUUGCUUGCUUUGGGAGAACAAUAAGGCGGCUGCGCGUCUGCUCACGUUCGGUUAUGUCACUUCAUUCUCAGCGCAAUUUGGAACUCUGCUUGCGGCCCUUGUUCGUGUCACACCUGGGAUACGAUGGACGCCGGAGUUUCGAAUGUGCGUUCUGACAUCGACAUCAAAGCUUCUGGUUGCGGCAUGGGCGUCUCCGAUGUUGUUCGAGCUACUGGUCCUCACAUCGACAUGCUUAAACGCUUGGUCACGACCACGUAGCGCGCAUGAACCUCUCGUGCGCGCGCUUCACAGAGACGGCAUUACUUACUUCGUGGCCUUGACCUGUCUACGUGGAGUGAACCUUGGUCUCGCCGCCACCCUCGAUCCCAAACUUGCUAUGCUAACCGUCUUUAUCGUUUGGUCCUUGGUUACGCUCACGCUCAACCGAUCCCUCCUUCGUCUACGCCGUGCGGAAGUGGAAAAUGAUGAUAUUCAUCGGAGAGCGGAGACUCCUUUCGGGAACCGAGCUGCCGAAGGACUGUUUUCGGUGGCUCUCCCAUCCCGUCAUGCGGGUCGCCUGACUCCGGUCAAUAGCCGGACAGAAUCGGGCCUCGAGCCGGGCAAGCCAAGUCGCCACAGCGACUAUGAAGGCGGCUUGGAUGAUAGGGCGAUCACCCUUGAGUUCGACGUUCGCAAGACAGUUGACAGGCGGUGAUCAAGACGUUCAUGGCAAGGCCGCCGCGCCUGCAAGUUGAUGGUGCAUGAUACCUCCAUAUGUGUUUGUUUUCGCCCAGCACUAGAUCACCCUUUCGCGCAGAUGGACCAUUCAUUUCACGGACAGUCGUACUUUGAACCUCUUGCAAAUUUGCAGUAAUGUCGUUACUACCGUAAUUCCUUGCGAUACGUCAGGGAAG